GCCGCCGCGCCGGCACUGACUCCCGCUCAGUCCUGCUGCCUGGGCGGCCCCUCCCAGCCCGGGAUCCUCCCGCGGGGCGCGUCGCCCCAAGGCGAAUUAGAAGAGAAACGGAGACUGAGAGGGAGAGCGCCGAGAGCAUGCGGAGGCGGAGGAGCCUCGGCGCGCUCGGCAGAGGGGUGUAGUGAGUCUGUCUCCCCAAGGCGUGCGAGAGAGGCGGCGUUUCGCCCUCGCGGCGGGUCCCUAGCCCACCCUACCCGGGCUCCGGCGCGCUGCGGCUGCGGGCGCGAGGUGCAUGGAAGCGGCGGCUGCGGUGGAGGAGGCGGCGGCUGCCCCAUGGAGUGUUACUACAUUGUCAUCAGCUCCACGCAUCUCAGCAACGGACACUUUCGCAACAUCAAGGGAGUUUUCCGGGGCCCUCUCAGCAAGAACGGGAACAAAACUCUGGAUUAUGCUGAGAAGGAGAACACCAUAGCAAAAGCUCUGGAAGAUCUGAAGGCCAAUUUUUACUGUGAACUCUGUGACAAGCAGUACCAUAAGCAUCAAGAGUUUGACAAUCACAUUAAUUCAUAUGACCACGCUCACAAGCAGAGGCUCAAAGAACUGAAACAAAGGGAAUUUGCUCGAAAUGUAGCAUCUAAAUCCAGGAAAGAUGAAAGAAAACAGGAAAAGGCACUCCAACGCCUGCACAAGCUGGCUGAGCUAAGAAAGGAAACUGUGUGUGCUCCUGGAAGUGGCCCCAUGUUCAAGUCAACAACUGUUACUGUGAAAGAAAAUUGUAAUGAAAUUUCCCAAAGAGUUGUUGUGGAUUCAGUUAAUAACCAGGAAGAUUUCAAAUAUACUUUGAUUCACAGUGAGGAGAAUACUAGAGAUGUUACCACUGUUGCAGCAGAUCCAGAAAGUGCAAAUAAUUAUACAGCAAAAAAUAACCAAAUUGGGGAUCAAGCCCAAGGAAUUCACAGACACAAAAUUGGCUUUUCUUUUGCAUUUCCAAAGAAAGCAUCUGUGAAGCUGGAGUCUUCAGCUGCAGCCUUCUCCGAAUACAAUGAUGAUGCCUCUGUGGAAAAAGGAUUUAGCAGAAAAAGGAGAUUUGUCCCUGGUGCUUGUCAUCUUCAACCAUCUUCACCAACAGAUGUGCUUUUGAGUUCUGAGGAGAAAGCUAACUCUUUCCAUCCACCAGAAGGAAUGUGCACUGACAAAGAAACUGCUCACACACAAGAGAUGAAAAAAGUUUCUAGUGAAAAAGAUACAUUUUUAUUACCUUCAUUUUGCCAGUUUCAACUCCCUUUAUCUUCUGAUGCAGAUAAUUGCCAAAAUUCGGUCCCAUUAGCAGAUCAAAUACCACUGGAAGAUGUUAUUAUUAAUGAAGACAAACCUAUGAGUGAUAACAGUUCUGAAUUGUUGGGAAAUAAAUCCACAGUUCUUGAUUUCACUAAUGAUUGCAUAUUUUUGCAAGCUACAACAGAGGAAAAUGUUAAGGACAGUGAUGCAUCUACAGUUGAAAUUGCAAACAAAAAUUAUGGCCCUGAGAUGUUGGCCCCUUCACAUUCUGAAGAGGAAACUAUAACCUUACAUAAAAAAACAGAUUUAUCUAAGAGACCACGUGAGCCAUUUGUACCCGUACUUAACAAAGAUGGAUCCACAAUCCUUCAGUGGCCAUCAGAAAUGCUGAUUUACACAACUACGCAACCAUCAAUUUCCUAUAGCUGUAAUCCUCUCUGUUUUGACUUCAAGGCGGCUAAAUUAAACAACCAUCUAGAUAAAAAUAAGCUGCCCUUAAAUGAUCUUUCUUUUCAGCAGAGGGGAGAAGACAUUUGCAAGAGACCAGUUUCAGAAUGCAAGAACACCUCUCUUGUAGGACUCGCCGAUUAUGACACUGGAGGUAGCAGAAAUGAAUGCACCCAAGUCACUCCUCUUUUGGUUGCCGAUACUCCCUCCAAUAACUGUAAUUCUGGAAAAAUUGAGACUGUGGGUCAGAGGAACAGAAAUACUUCCUGUAGGAUCAGAAGAACAAAAAAAUACAAUUUUACUAAAAAUCAAAUGAAACAGGACACUCUAGAUGAGAAAUAUAACAAAAUAAGGUUGAAAGAUACUCAUGAACACUGGUUCCAUAAAAGUAGAAGGAAGAAAAAAAGAAAAAAGUUAUGUCAGCAUCAUCAUGGGGAGAAAACCAAAGAACCAGAAAAUCGCUUCAAAAUGGAAUCAGAAAAUAGUUACACUGAUAUAACUAGGAAAAAUCUGGAAACAAUUUCAGAAAAGCGGUGUCUAGCUGCAGAGCAAUUACUGGACUCGCAUCAGCUACCUGAUAAAAGGCCCAAAUCGUUGUCCAUAUGCUUAAGUGAAAAUGAAGAAAUAUGUAAAGCUCAGAACACUGAAUAUGAUAGUAAUGAUGCUGUCAGUUCUAAAAAUCACUGUACAAAGAACUCAGUUGUUUUAAAUGAACAAUCCAAUCCAACAAUGCUACAUUCUGGGAAACCUAAUUUAACUUACUCCAGAACUUACUGUAGUUGGAAAGCUAAACUGGCCAGCUGUGGUCAGGAUCACAGAUGCCUCGCUCUUCAAAACGACAUGAGCUGCCUGGGUCAGAACCCGGCUGUCAAAAGAGGCUAUAAUUCUCUCAUUAACGAAUCAGAAAGAUCCCAUCGAAAACGUAGACAACAUUCAUGUUCUUACUCUUCAGAUGAAAGCUUAAAUCGACAGAAUUAUUUACCAGAGGAAUUUCUGAGACCGCCCCGGGCUUCCGCUCCCUGUAAGCCUAAAAGGAAACGGAGGAGAAAAAGAAGCAGAUUCCACAUCGGACCCGAAGCUUUUGAACUCAAAGACAACACCCAUUAUCCCAGGAAAGGCAAUUCUUCCUCACGUCACCAGGAUGAGUUAGUAAGUGAGGACAAAGACGGGGAAAUAAAGGCACAGGGAACUGCGACUGCGGAGAGGAACCCCGACCCAGCAGAUCAGGCGGAAGACCAGCAGACCUUGCACCUGGGCAGCCCCGUUGCUCCCGAAGCCCGCGGCGAGGCUGAGCGUUCGGUGAUGGCGGCCACUUCCGGGGAAGCGGCAGACAUUUCCCAUGAACACGCCACAUCUGGCCACGUAGCCUGUGCCCCAACGGAGGAAGAAACGGACAAUGCCUUGCUGGGACGGCAAGAAAGAAGUGAGGAUAUAAAUAUUCACGAGAAGCAAAUUCCUUUCAAGGUGCCUAAUCCUGAGAGGAGCCUGAGGCAGUCACAGCCGAAAUCAUACCUCUGCCAUUACGACCUGGCCGAGGCCCUUCCGCCAGGAAAGGUGAACGAGGCAUCGACCGAGUGGCUGCGUUUUAAUUCGGGAAUCCUUAACACACAACCGCCCUUACCGUUCAAGGAAGCACCCGUCAGUGGUCACACCUUUGUAACGACAGAGCAAAUCCUGGCUCCAUUAGCUUUACCUGAACAGGCACUACUGAUCCCAAUAGAAAACCCUGAGAAAUUCCGAAACCUGCCCUGUGAGGUCUACCAGCACAUCCUGCCGCCCAACACGCUGGCCAACAAGGUCAAAUUUACUUUUCCUCCAGCGGCCCUCCCACCGCCCAGCACACCUCUGCAGCCUUUGCCUCUGCCUCAGCCCUUCUGUUCUACCUCCGUAACCACUCUCCACCACGCUGUU
This is a messenger RNA of Leptonychotes weddellii (Weddell seal), 3636 nucleotides long. It is a transcript of the gene ZNF804A, whose product is annotated as zinc finger protein 804A. The record is from RefSeq and is a predicted model, not a curated record. Gene Ontology annotation, cellular component: nucleus. Lineage: Eukaryota; Metazoa; Chordata; Mammalia; Carnivora; Phocidae.